UGGCUGCACCCCGAUACCGCGGCUCCGCCUGUUUCCCCGGGUCCUUUGAUCACGCGCCUGCUGGCUCUUCCGGGGCCCGGGAGCCAACCGAGGGCGUUCCUUUCCGGGCUGCAGCGGCGGGAGGGAGCCCGGGGGAGGCACCCUCCCGAGGCGGUACUGCCCAUGCGGACUACCAGGCCCUCCGGCUGCCGAUGUCAUGAGUAACACCACAGUGCCCAAUGCCCCGCAGGCCAACAGCGACUCCAUGGUGGGCUAUGUGUUGGGACCUUUCUUCCUCAUCACCCUGGUCGGGGUGGUGGUGGCUGUGGUGAUGUACAUCCAGAAGAGAAAACGGGUGGACCGGCUUCGCCAUCACCUGCUCCCCAUGUACAGCUACGACCCUGCCGAGGAGCUGCAUGAGGCCGAGCAGGAGCUGCUGUCAGACGUGGGGGACCCCAAGGUGGUCCAUGGCUGGCAGAGUGGCUACCAGCACAAGCGGAUGCCCUUGCUGGAUGUCAAGACAUGACCUGAGCCCCCUGAUCCGCCCCUCCCCGAACCACGGGGUCUUGAUUGCCCAGGGCCCCGCAGCCUGCUGCUCCCCCCCAGCACCCUUCCCUCCAGCCUGGCUCCUAAGCCCUGCAGAGCCACCAGCCUCCACUGGACCCACCUCCUCACUCCCUCCUAGGCUUUCCGUCCUUUGUGGGAUGAGCCUACCUACCAGCCACUCCCAGGAACUAAUGAGAAUGUUUCUUCCUGGGGUGAAAGGGUGGCUGGGAUUACCAGGUGGGGCUUUGCCCUUCCACGGGCACCUUUCUCUAGCCCUCCCAAGACAUAGCUUUGGAGCUGUUCCCAUGGUGACAGGGCCUAAUGUAUAUUCAGUAUAUAUAUUUUGUAAAUAAAAUGUUUUGUGGCUA
Capra hircus (goat) is the source of this 893-nucleotide messenger RNA. RefSeq lists its product as uncharacterized. The record is from RefSeq and is a predicted model, not a curated record. The coding region runs from base 197 to 505 and encodes 102 amino acids. Lineage: Eukaryota; Metazoa; Chordata; Mammalia; Artiodactyla; Bovidae. The transcript has 5 exons.